AUGGUGGGCGCGCAGCGUUUCAGCGAAGAUGUCAACGUCAACGUCAAGCGACUGAUGUGUAUGACAACCAAAUCUGUCACCAUGACAUCUCCUGAAGCAAGUUUGCAGAGGCAAGGAUCAGGAGCUACGGGCGGAAACAACAAAACUUCUGGAGGACAAGAUGCGUCCAAGAAGGAUGUGCCCGAGGACUUUGACAUUGACAUGGACGCGCCAGAGACCGAGAAGGCGGCCGUCGCCAUCCAAUCACAGUUCAGGAAGUUUCAGAAGAAAAAACACGACGAGAAACCCUAGUGGCCGCGGGGCAGCUCCGCCCGCGGUGACCAGAGGGUUCCGGAAUGGCAUGGUGUGAUGUUGCAUGUACAAGAAAUUCAUUCUGUUUUUUGGACUUAAGGGCAAAGGAAGAGGAGGGGGGGGGUU
Molecule: messenger RNA, 417 nt
Organism: Chanos chanos (milkfish)
Lineage: Eukaryota; Metazoa; Chordata; Actinopteri; Gonorynchiformes; Chanidae
Gene: pcp4b
Product: Purkinje cell protein 4b
Exons: 3
Coding region: 1-291 (96 amino acids)
Cellular component (GO): cytoplasm
Molecular function (GO): calmodulin binding; calcium ion binding
Source: RefSeq, a predicted model, not a curated record